Peronospora farinosa is the source of this 1602-nucleotide messenger RNA. NCBI's taxonomy places the organism in Eukaryota, Oomycota, Peronosporomycetes, Peronosporales, Peronosporaceae. The record is from the annotation of a GenBank genome assembly.
AUGGCACAGCACGAGACCACGACUGUCGCUCUGAGUCUGGGAGAGCUUGGUAUCAAGAAUGACUGCAAGGUGUUUCACAAUUUAACGUAUGAGCAGCUGGCAGACCAUGAGAAGCAGUACAAUGAAGGCUCAUUUGUGGCCAACGGCACGUUCGCCGUGGACACGGGCAAGUUUACAGGCCGGUCACCCAAGGACAAGUUUAUUGUCAAGCAAGAACCGUCGCAGGACAAUGUCUGGUGGGGUUCAAUCAAUCAACCCACGACGGCCGAGGUGUUUGACGUUCUGUACGCCAAGGCGGCCAAGCACUUUAGCUCCGUGGACCGUAUGUACGUCUUUGACGGGCAUUGUGGUGUGAAUGAAAAGUCACGCCUGAAUGUGCGCAUUGUGACGGAGCUCGCAUGGCAGCACCACUUUGUGACCAACAUGUUUAUCCGGCCAGAGUUUUCUAAUGUGGCGGAGAACUUUAUGGCUGACUUCACGGUCAUUAACGCGUGCAACAUUGUGGACGAAGACUGGGAAGCGCACGGUCUGAACUCGGAGGUGUUUGUGAUUUUCAACAUUGAGAAGCACAUGGCCAUUAUUGGUGGUACAUUCUACGGCGGUGAGAUGAAGAAGGGCAUCUUUAGCAUGAUGAACUACUACCUGCCGCUGAACGGUGUGAUGGCCAUGCACGCGUCGGCCAACAUUGGCAAGGCGGGUGACACGGCCAUCUUCUUUGGCCUGUCGGGCACGGGCAAGACGACGCUGUCGGCUGACCCGAAACGGGAACUGAUCGGGGACGACGAGCACGGCUGGGACAACGAGGGCGUGUUUAACUUUGAGGGCGGCUGUUACGCCAAGACCAUUGACCUGAGCAAGGAGAAUGAGCCGGACAUUUUCAACGCCAUCCAACCGAACGCUAUGCUGGAGAAUGUGUGGAUCGACACGAACAACGAGCCAGACUAUUUCAACUCGAGCAAGACGGAGAACGGUCGCGUGUCGUACCCGAUCUACCACAUCCCGCACCACCAGCCGAACUCGCGCGGCAACCACCCGAACGCCGUGAUCUUCCUGACAUGUGACGCGUACGGCGUACUGCCGCCCGUGUCGAAGCUGUCUGCUGGCCAGGCACAGUACCACUUUCUAUCGGGCUACACGGCCAAGGUGGCAGGCACGGAGCGCGGCAUCACGGAGCCGCAGGCCACGUUCUCGACGUGCUUUGGCGCAGCGUUCAUGACAUUGCACCCGACCAAGUACGCUGACCUGCUGAAGACGAAGCUGCAGCAGCACAACACAGACGUGUACUUAAUCAACACUGGCUGGACGGGUGGUGUGUACGGUGUGGGCAAGCGCAUGAAGCUGCCGUUUACGCGCAACUGCGUGGACGCAGUGCUGGACGGCAGCAUUAACGAGGCAUCGUUCGUGAAGGACCCGCUGUUUGGCUUUGAGAUCCCGACGACAGUGAAGGGUGUGCCAUCGGAGAUUCUGAACCCAAAGGACUCGUGGACGGAUAAAGCGGCGUUUAAUGAGACAGCGCUCAAGCUGGCCAAGUCGUUCAAGGAGAACUUCAAGCAGUUCAUUUUGCCAGGCAACGACCUGUCGGUGUAUGGCCCGAACGUAUAA